AUGCCAGGAUCAGAAUCUAAAAGAAACAUAGUUCCUGAUGUGAAAAAUCAGGUAGAAAUACAAGUGGGACUAGUAGGGGACGCUCAGGUAGGGAAAACUUCCCUAAUGGUGAAAUAUGUCCAAAAUAUAUUUGAUGAGGAAUAUACUCAAACAUUGGGUGUGAAUUUUUUGAAACGCAAGAUAAAUCUACGAUCUACAGAUAUAGUAUUUUCUCUAAUGGACCUUGGAGGACAAAGAGAAUUCAUUAAUAUGUUGCCACUGGCUUCCGUAGGAUCAUCUGCAAUUAUCUUCUUAUUCGAUCUGACAAGACCUGAAACUUUGGACUCUGUAAAAGAAUGGUACAGACAAGUGUAUGGUUUGAAUAAUCUAGCAAUUCCUAUAUUGGUAGGAACCAAGUAUGACUUAUUUAUAGAUAUGGAUAAAGAAUACCAAAAACAGAUUAGUAAUACUGUCCUUGAGUAUGCACAGGUUAUGAAUGCUCCAAUAGUCUUUUCUUCUACAGCCAAAUCAAUUAAUAUUCAAAAAAUCUUUAAAAUUGCAUUAUCAAAAAUCUUUAAUCUUACAUUAACAAUACCUGAAAUUACACGAACUGGAGACCCUUUACUAAUAUAUAGAAAAUUUGGAAACCAAAAUCGUAAACCAACAAAAGUCAUGACGUCACCCGCAUUCUCAUCCCAAACAUCAUCAACAUCAACAUCACAAGUAAAAGCGAAAGAGACAACAGCUACUUAA
Messenger RNA from Maudiozyma barnettii, 732 nucleotides. RefSeq names its product Ras family GTPase TEM1 (gene TEM1). The record is from RefSeq and is a predicted model, not a curated record. The transcript has a single exon. Gene Ontology annotation, cellular component: spindle pole body. Gene Ontology annotation, molecular function: GTP binding; GTPase activity. NCBI's taxonomy places the organism in Eukaryota, Fungi, Ascomycota, Saccharomycetes, Saccharomycetales, Saccharomycetaceae. Gene Ontology annotation, biological process: regulation of exit from mitosis. Bases 1 to 732 code for a protein of 243 amino acids.